Messenger RNA from Mytilus trossulus (common blue mussel), 708 nucleotides. Its product is annotated as catechol 1,2-dioxygenase-like. The record is from RefSeq and is a predicted model, not a curated record. Bases 1 to 708 code for a protein of 235 amino acids. The transcript has a single exon. NCBI's taxonomy places the organism in Eukaryota, Metazoa, Mollusca, Bivalvia, Mytilida, Mytilidae. Gene Ontology annotation, molecular function: oxidoreductase activity, acting on single donors with incorporation of molecular oxygen, incorporation of two atoms of oxygen; ferric iron binding.
AUGAAUGUUGGACAUUUAAGUUAUUUGUUCUUUCUGGUUCUGUUAAUUCUACUUGACUUGAUACCAUUGAAUGAAAGUCAAAGAAGGGCUAGAGGACGUCGUAGAUCACGAAUCACUCAAUGUAGACCAACUACAGCAGACAUUUAUGGUCCGUACUACCGUCCUAGUUUCCCUAAACUACAUCGAUUGUGUAGUCCCGAUGCAUCAAGGUAUAGGCAACAGGCUUUGAUUGUAAGUGGAUAUGUUUACGAAAGAAACUGUAGAACUCCAAUAUCUCGAGCACGACUUGAAAUUUGGCAAGCAGAUCGAAGAGGAAAGUAUGAAGGUACUGCAAGGUGCAGAGGUUAUGUACAGACUAAUAAUAAUGGCUAUUACCGGUUUUUAACAGUACACCCAGGAAAAUAUCAAGUGUCUUAUGCAGAAGCACAGAGGGUUGCCCAAAUGUACAACAGGCCAAUGGGACAUCGAUGGAGACCUGCACAUAUUCAUUUCAAGGUCAAUGGCAGAAGAGGACAUAAAUCAUUAGUUUCACAAAUGUACUUUGCGGGUGACGCACAUUUGGGUAGAAAUGACACGUGCGUAGUUUGCAAUUCAGAACAUUCGGAUUUAGUUGUGCGUCCGAAAAGAUCUUGUCGGAGAAAUGGAUGUGUCAGUUAUGUAAAUUUUAAUAUUGUACUAGACAGAGGCAAUGGACUCAAUAUAGGCUAA